UAGUCUUCUUAUCCAAGGAGAACAGGACUCGCACACACACUCUCACACACACACGCAGGACUAGCAGCGCGCUCACAGCUUCAUUGAACUUGCUGCUGAUUCUCUGACAGAAGAAAAGAAAAAACACUCGCGGACCUCCGUGGGAGAGCUCAGAUAAAGACGUGCCUUCAGUCUCAGAGAGUAUAUCAGCGAGUGACUAGCGGAGAGCCAGAGGGGAGUGCAGAAAUGAAUGUGAAGAUCCUGACGCUGGUGAUUGUGCUCUUGGUGUCUCUGCUGUGUUCUGCCAGUGCUGGUCCCAUGGCCUCCACGGAGCAUGGCAGAGGGCUGGAAGAGGCUUCUACGGCGAGAAAAAUGGUCCAGCAGAAUCCUGUGAGAGGUGGUCAAACCCACAGACCAGCCAAGAGAAGACGCCCACGGCCCCGUCUUUCCCACAAGGGGCCCAUGCCGUUCUAGAGCAAGGCACUGCUUUGAGCACCCUCCCCUAGGUUCUGAUUUCUAUGCUCUUCCUUUGCCUUGGGGGGCCUUGCAAUGAAGGGCCUAUGCUCGCUCAGCCUGAAGAGUGAUGUCCAUAGCACCUGCUGGUUCUCCAAGCAACUCUGUCCACAAAAAAUUAGGACAAGCCACUCACCCUCAGCUCCAGGAGGAAUAUGGGGGCGAC
Messenger RNA from Nothobranchius furzeri (turquoise killifish), 658 nucleotides. It is a transcript of the gene apln, whose product is annotated as apelin. The record is from RefSeq and is a predicted model, not a curated record. Lineage: Eukaryota; Metazoa; Chordata; Actinopteri; Cyprinodontiformes; Nothobranchiidae. Gene Ontology annotation, molecular function: hormone activity; apelin receptor binding. Gene Ontology annotation, biological process: signal transduction.